Messenger RNA from Loa loa (African eye worm), 1011 nucleotides. RefSeq lists its product as hypothetical. Lineage: Eukaryota; Metazoa; Nematoda; Chromadorea; Rhabditida; Onchocercidae. The coding region runs from base 1 to 1011 and encodes 336 amino acids. Gene Ontology annotation, molecular function: store-operated calcium channel activity; inositol 1,4,5 trisphosphate binding. The transcript has 7 exons. Gene Ontology annotation, biological process: calcium ion transmembrane transport; manganese ion transport; regulation of cytosolic calcium ion concentration. Gene Ontology annotation, cellular component: cation channel complex; membrane. The record is from RefSeq and is a predicted model, not a curated record.
AUGCCGCAGGUAUCAAAUUUACCGCAUUCCAAAAUUGCUUAUGAUGGACGAGUGGAAUGGAAUUCAACCAAAUCAAUGGAUGCUACAAUUCAUCAAUUUCGUACUGCUGUACUUAGCGCAAAUGUCAGAGUUAUUAAGCAAAUUCUUAAGGAUUUUCAUAAUUUAACCUCCGGUCAUAUAGAGCGGCUUCUUGCAUUACUCAUUGAUCGAACAUCAGCUGAACCAACCAAAGAAGCAUUGAUGACAGCAAUUUGCAUCGGAAGUCGGCCAUUAGUUGAAUUCAUUUUAUCACUUUUCAUGGAAUAUCCUGGUGAAGAACGCAAUGGGUGUCGGAAAUCGAAGUCAUUCCCAGCUCACAUGACACCACUAAUGCUUGCCUGCAUAUGUAAUAAUUUUUCAAUCGUUCAAUGUUUACUUCUAAGGAAGCAUUAUAUGCAAUUGCCACAUCGACCUGAUUGUUCUUGCGAAGAAUGUUCACGUAGCGCACAUUGCAUGACAAAUAGUGUAAUUUUGCUGGAUACCUAUCGUGCAAUUAGUAGCGAACCAUUCUUAUGGCUUGCAUGCACUGAUCCUCUGCUUGCUGCAUUCAAUCUUGCCACUGAUUUGCAAGUAUGCGAGGAAAUGGAAAAAGAACAUAAGGUGGCGUAUAGAGAUUUACGUCAGAAUGUGAUGACAUUUGCGGUUAAAAUUGCUGAGCAAUGUUGGACUACAGAAGAAAUCCACGUGUUAUUGUCACGUAAAGUUGGAUCACCUUUGGCUGAUUGCGAAUUACAUUUUCCACGUAUUCAAUUAGCUCUAAAAGCUCAUAUGAAACCGUUUUUGUCAUCGUUGGGUGUUCAAGCAACAAUGGAAGAUUGUUGGCGUGGAAUGUGGACAGACAGUGAAACUUUUAAAUGUCAAGAUUUGAGUCGCAAACUUCGGCAUUUCUUAUUCUAUCCGAUAUUAGCAUUACUCCAUGCAGUUAGCGCUGGCGCUUGUAUUAAAACUUUUAAAUAUCCAUUGGCAAGGUAA